Molecule: messenger RNA, 2203 nt
Organism: Cannabis sativa
Lineage: Eukaryota; Viridiplantae; Streptophyta; Magnoliopsida; Rosales; Cannabaceae
Product: protein CONSERVED ONLY IN THE GREEN LINEAGE 160, chloroplastic-like
Exons: 2
Coding region: 340-696 (118 amino acids)
Source: RefSeq, a predicted model, not a curated record
UUUUCUUUUAACGCCGUUAACUUAUUAUUCUUAUAAAAAAAUGUAAAAAAAAAAUCUAUCUCAUCUCAAUCGUUUCCUUCUCACUUGCCUUCCAUUCUCACUCCCAAUCGCAGAUCUCCCUUCCAUUCCACUCCCAAUCGCAGAUCGUCGAAAUCAACAGCCCGGCGAACCCCGACGAACCAAAGCUUCCUUCCACCGACUCCUCCAUUUCACUCUCCAUGGUAUGGAUUUUUAUUUAUUUAUUUAUUUUGUAUUGAUCGAUUGGGUUCUUAUUAGUGUUUCGUCAAGUUCUACGCUCCAUGGUAUGGAACGAGUUGCUUGAACUCGCGUUCCUUGACGAUGGCAGUUCUCAAGUAUUGCAUUACAGUUACUUCAUCAGCAACACCCAUCUCUCCAAAUUCUGCAAACCCAGCUGUGCCAGACCCACGACAGACCAAAGUUAAUUUGCCCAACAAGAAGGCCGUGAAAUGGUCCACUGGGAUGGCUCCGGGCGAGUAUGGUGGACCACCGACCAGCACUAAACUUCGCAAGUACGGAGGAGGUGAAGGAGAAGACCCUAUAACCUCUGACGAGUUUAUAUGGAACAAAGACUUUAUGAGUCGCAUGAAUAAAUUGUUUGAUGACUCUGCUUCUCCACCUCAACAACCUCCUGUUAAGAUUUAUCUAAGAUCCCCAAUGAUAAACUUGAGGAGCUGAAAGGAUUGUACGAAAUUGAUGUAGUUCCAUAUACAUUGACCCUUGGAUAUUCAUAUUGGGGUGCAGGUUAGUGAUGCUAAUUGAUUAUAUUUUCUGAGUUAUCAAUUUUUAUUCGGUUUCUACUGUCAUAAACUUGAUUUUUUUUUGGGCUUGUUUUGUCCUUACUGGUCUAGAAAAGGAAAAUAAAUAUUUUUUCAUUCUACCCUACUAUAUAGUGAAGUGUUUGAAGAAAACAGGAGAUGUUUAAAUUUCAGCCAGACACGGUUUAUGGUUAGAAAUUGGAAUGUUAAGUUUAGAAUCUGGAAUGUUAUAAAGUGUCAAUGGCUACGCUUUUUAUCUAUAAAGAUUACCUAUUGUCAGUUUUUUGGAAUUAUGAUCAUGACCCUUGUCACAUGCGAGGCGAAAUCCUAGCUAAUAAAGAAAGAUACCAAACACAAUCUAUCAUGCAUAUCCAUCAUGUAUUGUUCUACUUGAUUAGAAGUUAGGUAUUUUUUUUACUCAUAUUAAUUUAAAUAUUAGAAUGUACUUAUUGUGUUAUAUAUAUGGAAGAUAAUAUGAAAUAUCAUGCAAAAAAACCCCGCAAUAUCUUUUCCCUUUAUACUAUACAGAUUUAUAUAUAGAUGAAAGCAGUAUGCGAUAUUAAUUUUAUACAGAUUUAUGAUGAUGUUAAUUUUUAAUUUCUACCUCAUAUUUAGGAUUGCUUUCCUUCACAAUAGGAAGAUUUUGUAUGUUGUGCUUUCUUAACUCAAUAAUAUCCUCUGUAUAUGAAAGAGCUUUAGAAGCAUCAUCAACAAGGUCCUGUUGUUGCUGAUCAAAUGCCUAAAGAAGGGUGAUAAAACUCAUUAAAAGAUAUAAUUUACAGGGGAAAGAUAAAGGACGAGCCUAUUGACUAAGAGAAGCAAAAGGAAUAAGGUAUGUAAUUCCAAUGUGAAAAAAAAAAAUAUUUGGCACCAACCAUCUCACUAGGAGAUAUUGGCAUGGUAAAAAAAAGGUAUCAUCCUUUUAGUGUUUUGAUUGUUUGGGUUGAUGAGUUUGCUAGAACAGAGAUGCCUACAACAAACUAGGAGUUUUUUCCAAUACAAUUGUGGUUAAAAAGUUGUUUUUGUCUCAUUGGAAAUUUGAUGUUAAAUCUCAACUGAACUUGUUCUCCUCCAGUGAUUGUGGUAUAGCAGAGAAGUUAUGCUUUAAUGUGAACCUUUCUUGACAAUUAACCCUUUUAUUUUAUUGUUUUGAAUUAUAAUGUUAGGCUAUACUCUGCUUGAUUUGGACCAUUUUAUUGGUGGCAGUGGACACCUUUAUUUUUAUUUGUUAUUGUGCAUCUAAAGUUUUGGAUUGUAAUUAUUAAUCCAAGUGCACAUUUGUUAUUUGAACGAAAUGUACACUGAAGUUUUCAGCUCUAGCAAGUGAUCAUAUUGUUUUUGGUACUAUUUGUGAUGGAGUUUCUGUUCUCACACUUGAGUUAAUUAUAAUUUGACUCUCCAAUAAAUUAUAUUUCUUUUUCUUUGAA